Xenopus tropicalis (tropical clawed frog) is the source of this 2190-nucleotide messenger RNA. Its product is annotated as prolyl 3-hydroxylase 1-like. Bases 1 to 1380 code for a protein of 459 amino acids. Gene Ontology annotation, biological process: collagen metabolic process. Gene Ontology annotation, cellular component: endoplasmic reticulum. Lineage: Eukaryota; Metazoa; Chordata; Amphibia; Anura; Pipidae. The record is from RefSeq and is a predicted model, not a curated record. The transcript is spliced from 12 exons. Gene Ontology annotation, molecular function: procollagen-proline 3-dioxygenase activity; 2-oxoglutarate-dependent dioxygenase activity; iron ion binding.
AUGAAUCAGAAUUUGGCUUACUAUGCUGCUGUUCUUGGCGAGGAAGAAGCAAAGUUGAUAAAUGCAAAAGAGUGUCUCAGGCUAAACUUACUUUUCCUUUUUCAGAAUAUUAAUAGUUAUAUUCAGCGCAGUCUGCUCGAGAAAGAACUGCUUUACUUUGCCUAUGACACCUUUGGAAUUCCUUUUGUCGACCCAGAUAGCUGGACUCCAGAAAAUGUUGUGCUGAAAAGACUCAGAGAAAAACAAAAGAUGGAGAAGGAGACAGCAGCAAGAAUUACUGAAGAGAUUGGAAACCUGAUGAAAGAAAUUGAAACAAGGACAAUACGAGAAGGGGAAAUGAUAAGGAUAAACAUUGCCCAGGCUGUAGAUGAACAAAGCAAAUGCCCCUGGAGCCCAAAAAUGGCAUCUGUUGUGCCUUGUAAUGUGACUGAGGCGCAAGGGGCACUGAGUGCGGUGAUUAUUACUGAAUCUCGGCCUGUGGCACUUUGUUCUGUGCAUCGAGUGGUGUUGCUGCUGCCCUCUCUGGGCAGAGCAGUUGGACUGUUAAUGCUGAUGCUAAAGGCAGCCGCUUCAGCUGGUGAUGGGUACCGUGGCACAACCUCCCCUCAUACUCCAAAUGAAAAGUUUCAUGGCGUUACUGUGUACAAAGCACUUAAGCUGGGGCAAGAGGGAAAGGUCCCUUUAAGCAGCGCACUCUUAUACUAUAAUGUUACCGAUAAAGUAAGAAGAGUGGUAGAGUCAUACUUUCGACUGGACAGCCCACUCUACUUCUCAUACUCCCACCUCGUCUGCCGAACUGCUGUUGAAGAGAAACAGGAGGGAAGAAAGGAUUUAAGUCAUCCUGUGCAUGUUGACAAUUGCAUUCUAAAUGCAGAAGCAAAUAUGUGUAUAAAGGAACAUCCAGCUUAUACUUUCCGUGAUUACAGUGCCAUACUAUAUCUAAAUGGGGAUUUUGAAGGAGGAAAUUUUGUUUUUACAGAACUUGAUGCAAAGACAAUAACUGCUGAAGUGAGACCACAGUGCGGGCGAAUGGUGGGAUUCUCAUCUGGAGAAGAAAAUCCUCACGGAGUAAAUGCCGUCACUAAAGGCCAGCGGUGCGCUGUUGCCUUAUGGUUCACUCUAGAUCCCCGUCAUAACGAGAGGGAAAGAGUUCAAGCUGAUGACUUGAUAAAAAUGCUCCUUAGUCCAGAGGCAGAUCUGUCCCAGGAGGAGGCACAACAAACAGCAGAACCACUUUCUCUAGGGGAAGCCAAUCUGAGACAGUCUGGCUCAGAAUCACCAUCAGAUACUACAGAUUCAGUUGCUGCAGAAAGCACAGACUCUUCUAUAGAACACGUGCGCGGACCACCUGUGGACUCCAAACCCAAGACAGAAUUAUAACAUUAAUGUGGGACUUUUGGUUGUGCUUCGGAGACUGCUCUGAACCAGGGAGAUAACAUUUCCAAAAAAAGUUUAAUGAAAAACCAAAGCAUAACGUUAAUGUUUUUCAUUUUGUUUUUAAUCAUUCCUGGAAGAAAAGCACAACGGCAGAGACGACUCAUGAGUCAUGAAUGUUGCAUGUACAAAUUUACAAAGAGUUUUCAAUUCCAAGAGGCAGUUCGUGCUAGAACCUAACAGUGUGCAUUCUGGCUUGCAACUUGCAUCUUUUUCUUUUUUUACAGGAGGAAGUUUUUCUGUUUUUAAACCAGGCCCUGCAGUCCCAUGCAAUAAGUGGAUACCAAGGGGAAAUAUCUAGUUUGCUUGUUGUUUCCACUUGUUUACAAGAAUGGGUGACAGUUAUGAUGGAAUACCUAAUUUUUUGCCUUGAUCCUUUCAUGGAAAAUAGAUACUGAACUUUUAAUAUCGAACAUUAGAAAAAAUGACCAAUUGGGCUCAAAAUAUUUUUAAAUGAAUUUUGAAGGCAGAAUUUCUUUGUGUCCUGAUGUUUUUGUUGCAGAGAUAUUCAGUCAACUGUAGUUUCAGUGAACAGUGUAAUAAUCUAGGACCCACACUGGUUGUGUAUUUAUUUGGAGCCGGUCUUGCAGAAUAGCCUGUGUUUGCAAAACAACCAAGUGUGAGUUUUUCAUGUUACACUGUUCCACAUGUUUUGUAUGUUUAUGUGGUUGCGGAAUGAUUGAGAGAAAUCGUCAAUGUGCAAUUUUAUGACUUGAAACUGUGGCUCAUAUAAAUAAAAACUGGCAAUGUUUGGGA